UUUAACUCUGACAUAACUCUAGUCUAGUAGGCUAGUCAGUCGGGUCCUGCCAGACGGAGGUAGUGGAAGAUCACACGCUCGGACGCGGCAUUGUGGGAAACGCUGAGCAGGCUGUAAUCAGUGGCAGUAGUCGGCGCGAAAGAAAAACCCGUGCUGAGUCCCUCGGUUAAAACACAUUAACGAAGGGCCAGGAAGAGAGAUUCUGUUUCCACACUCCAGGCAUUCAUGGCUGUGUGUAACGGGGAAUCCAAGCUGGACAUCAGUGGAGAGACCAAAGUCAGCUCGUGUCAGUACGAUGGUGCAGUGGUAAUCCUAGAUGCUGGAGCACAGUAUGGAAAGGUGAUUGAUCGACGUGUGCGAGAGCUUUUCGUGCAGUCAGAGAUCCUGCCCCUGGAGACUCCAGCAUUCGCCAUCGAAGAGCAGGGCUUUCGGGCUAUUAUUAUAUCUGGUGGUCCAAACUCGGUUUAUGCUGAGGAUGCUCCAUGGUUUGAUUCAGCUAUAUUCAAGAUUGGCAAGCCUGUCUUGGGAAUCUGCUAUGGCAUGCAGAUGAUGAAUAAAGUUUUUGGAGGCACAGUGCACAGAAAGAGUGUCAGGGAGGAUGGUGUGUUUCGCAUUGGCGUUGACAAUUCCUGCUCUCUCUUCCGGGGUCUUCAAAAGGAAGAACUGGUUCUGCUUACUCAUGGAGACAGUGUUGACAAAGUCGCCGAUGGCUUCAAAGUGGUCGCCCAGUCUGGGAACAUUGUUGCAGGCAUUGCCAAUGAACAGAAGAAACUGUACGGAACACAGUUUCACCCCGAAGUGGACUUGACAGAAAAUGGCAUGGAUAUGCUGAAGAACUUCCUGUUUGAGAUCGCUGGCUGCAGCAGCAACUUCACAGUGCAGAACCGCCAGCUGGGCUGCAUUCAGGAGAUCCAGGAGAAGGUGGACAAGUCCAAAGUCCUGGUGCUUCUCAGUGGGGGUGUCGACUCUACAGUGUGCACUGCUCUUCUUAACAAGGCAUUGAACCAAGACCAAGUGAUCGCUGUGCACAUUGACAAUGGAUUCAUGAGGAAACGGGAAAGCCAGAGUGUGGAGGAGGCGCUGACAAAGUUGGGCAUCAAUUUAAAAGUGGUGAACGCAGCACAUACUUUCUAUAACGGCACAACAACCCUGCCAAUCUCUGAGGAAGAUCGGACCCCCAGGAAACGCAUUAGCAAAACACUGAAUAUGACCACAAAUCCCGAGGAAAAGAGAAAGAUUAUCGGAGACACAUUUGUCAAGGUAGCCAAUGAGGUGAUCGGGGAGAUGAACCUGAAGCCUGAGGAGGUGUUCCUUGCCCAGGGCACAUUGAGGCCUGACUUGAUUGAGAGUGCCUCCAUCAUUGCCAGCGGCAAGGCUGAGGUCAUCAAAACACACCACAAUGACACCGAGCUCAUCCGCAAGCUCCGGGAUGAGGGAAAAGUAAUAGAACCAUUGAAGGACUUCCACAAAGAUGAGGUUCGAGCCCUAGGCAGGGAGCUUGGGCUCCCAGAGGAGAUUGUUUGCAGACAUCCUUUCCCUGGUCCUGGCUUGGCCAUCCGAGUUAUAUGUGCAGAUGAGCCUUACGUCUGCAAAGACUUUGCCGAGACCAACAACAUCCUUAAAAUCAUCACAGACUUCUCUGCCAGUGUCAAAAAGCCUCAUACACUCCUCCAGAGGGUAAAGUCAUGCAUAUCAGAUGAAGAGGAGGAGAAGCUGAUGCAGAUCACCAGCCUUCAUUCACUCAAUGCCUUCCUUUUGCCCAUCAAAACAGUGGGCGUCCAGGGUGACUCGCGGUCUUAUAGCUAUGUGUGUGGUGUGUGCAGUAAAGAUCCCCCUCACUGGGAGUCUCUGAUGUUCCUGUCCAGGCUCAUCCCACGCAUCUGCCACACCAUCAACAGAGUGGUGUAUGUGUUUGGGACGCCAGUGAAGGAGCCACCCACCGACAUCACCCCCACCUUCCUGACCACAGGCGUACUGAGCACACUCAGACAGGCGGAUUAUGUGGCCCACUCCAUCCUGAGGGAGUCUGGUUACUCUCGUAAGAUCAGUCAGAUGCCUGUGAUCUUGACGCCGCUGCACUUUGACCGGGACCCCCUGCAGAAGCAGCCCUCAUGCCGGCGUUCCGUGGUCAUCAGGACCUUCAUCACCAGUGACUUUAUGACCGGCAUCCCGGCCACACCUGACAACCACAUCCCUGAAGAGGUUGUUAUGAAGAUGGUCAACGAGAUCAAGAAGAUCCCUGGCAUCUCGAGGGUAAUGUUUGACCUGACCUCCAAGCCCCCAGGAACCACUGAGUGGGAGUAGACCAGAGGUCCAUCUCCACCCCUCCUUCCUCCGCCUCUCCUCCUCCUGCACCUCCUCCCUGUCCCGCACCCUCCCUGACCCACCCCGUCCUGACAGUGACCCGCAGCGAUCGGAACAUUCCCACGAUGGCAGGCUGUACUGUGAUCAGCGCACACCAGAAACCGCUACCUUUAUGCACCUCCUCCUUUUUUUUUGAGGGGGGGCGGUUGAAAUGUUGAAUAAAAAGGUUUAUUGUUAUUAUUGCUAUUAUUGUUAUUGUCGAUAAUGAUAAUAACUUUUUUAUUUUUGUUAAGUUUUCCAUAUGUAACGAUGCAUUAUCAUUUUACCUUUUGAGUUCUGCAAGUGAUGUUGGUGUAUAUUGGUGGAUGGGAGAGCUGAGAUGCAGAAAGGUUGAUUGCCUCCUAUAUUGUCAUGUGUCUCCUACUGGUGCAUCAGAUAGAGCAGCCCCGGAAUGUCACCGGGUCGUUUUAGCGUUACAUACCAUGGAGCUUAGCAGCAUUAGGCGCCUAACAAAAGCCUUGUUUCAUGAAGUUGUGGCCAAACGGCAGUGAGAUGAGAUGAUUGUCCGGUCACUCAGAGGCUCUUGGCGCUUUGGCCCUCACUUCUCAUGGCUCUGCGUGCCUGGCCUGAGCCGGCCUUGUUACCCAUAACACCCCUUAUAGACAGCUGAGUCCCGGCAUGGUGACGUGACCAAUCAACUUUUACUAUACUUUUCUUUUUUAAAAGAAAAAAGCUGAUAAGCUUCAUUUAACUGUUUUGCCAAAUUUUGUUGACAUUGUUGCAUCUGGGGCAGAGGACGCUCGUCCUUAAGAGGGCAACUCUGACCUUGUGAACAGCAGAAGUGUGUGUGUGUGUGUGUACAUGAGUGACGGAAGCCCCCAGCUCUGAUGAGGGUCGUCUAGAAAUUGUGCCUCUUUCCUCUUUUUUUUUCCUCUUUGUUUUCCUUUAUUCAUUUGGGGACUAAAGCCAUCCCCAGUGGACUAACAUUUUUCAUGCUGCGUUUUUUUUUUAAAAAAGAUGAGAAGAAAGCUGUGUAGAUAUUGAGUAUGGGAGAGUAGCGAAGGACUCUUUGGUGUGUCUUCAUUAAACAUAAUCAUAGCCAAUGGUUUCACUGCCUUGGCAACGUUUUGCACAUUUUAAUGGCAUCAUCUGUGUACCCAUGAGCCUUUGUGCUUUUUUUUGCAUUUAGAAAAAUAGCGUUUUCAAUUACCCAGUAACGGAUGACAUGGAGACUGAAAGAGAUGGUGUCUGCUGUCCUCUGUGAAGCAGAACAUUUCCCUUCAUCUUGUGGUCAGAACGGGUGAAUGAAAUAUUUCUAAGUUAUGGUCAGCUCGGACUCUUGAGGGGGACUGUAGGAGUCUUUGUACCCUACAGAUGUUCCCACCAUGACCGUAGCACUGGCCGGCUAAUGGACAGUCAUAGAUCCACAGACCCCCACCCCCCCGCACCUGAAACUCUGCUGUAGAUCCAUGUUGCAGUGUGGUGGUGAUAUAAAUAACAUGCUAGGUAUUUAUUGUCUAUAUGUUUUCAGUUUUUAUCCGAACUUUUUCGUUCAUGAUUGCAAAGAACCAUGCAAGAUCAGUUUUAUCCAUUGUCUUAAAUCGCAAACAGUUGUUCUUAAUGUUAUCUGGUGUCGCCUUUUUACAUGUAUAUUUUACAGAGAAUAUGUUUAAACAGAAACACAAAAUGAAUAGACAGUUACGUAGUUGGGUUGAACUGCAAUAUGGAAUAAUAUUUCAGUUUAAUUUAUGCAAUUCCUUGUUUUGGAUUUAUUUUUUAAUGAACAAUGCUUUUUUCCCCCUUUAUUUAGUAUUGUGCCUCAAACCAAGCCACCGCAUGCAGUUUUAAAACUGAAAUUUGUAUAAUGAAAACCAAGCUUUAAUAAAGAAGUUCUGUUGAAAGUCAAA
Messenger RNA from Alosa sapidissima (American shad), 4211 nucleotides. RefSeq names its product guanine monophosphate synthase (gene gmps). Gene Ontology annotation, biological process: GMP biosynthetic process. The coding region runs from base 226 to 2304 and encodes 692 amino acids. The record is from RefSeq and is a predicted model, not a curated record. NCBI's taxonomy places the organism in Eukaryota, Metazoa, Chordata, Actinopteri, Clupeiformes, Clupeidae. Gene Ontology annotation, molecular function: ATP binding; GMP synthase (glutamine-hydrolyzing) activity; GMP synthase activity. Gene Ontology annotation, cellular component: cytosol. The transcript is spliced from 16 exons.